AUAUGAAAAUAAAUAAAAUACUACGUUUGUCGCACUGAUCGAUCAAGUGUAAUUUUCCAAGUCAAAAAGGUUUAAGAUGAAAAAAAACGUAUUCAUUUUAUUUCUGUUGGUUUUGGUAUGCAUGCACAACGAGACGAAUGCAAGCGCAAACAUGACAGAAGCCGAAAGCAUCAUGCUCAGUCAUGUUCAACAAAAACAACAUUGGCAACGGAUGUGGUUCAAUGAGUUCAAUGCCGGCAAAGGUAAUUGGAUGCCUGUAAGCAGAAUAUGGUGUAAGGAUUCAACACUUGGGGCAUUGGAUAGGUUGCGAAUGGUCUGCCCGAUGAUGGGAUGCGCUUAUGGCAUUAAGUUAAAUUGGUUUCUUUUAUUGACGCUUGAAGCAAUAGAUGAAUGUGACAAAAUGCAACGUAACAAUAACGACUACGCAGGCGAUUGUAUGGCCGAACUUGAAAAAGUGAUCGAAGCAGGUAGUUUUGUUAUAUUAAAACUUAUGUAUACAAUUGAGUACAUUGAUGUUGUAAUCGACAACGGUGUCGAAGAAAAUCGAUUUUACCAUACACUGUCACCACUUGAUGAUUUUCUCACGGGACAAAUCCCCAUACAGUUUUCUGGACGUUCACCAGGAGGCUCAGUUAUCAACAAGUUGUUUAAUGGAGUUGCCGAAUCCUUAAGAAACUUUUUGCUCUCAACGUGUUCUCCAAACUAUCAGUUAUUCGAAAUAAAGGCAAUAAGGGAUGAAUAUUCUGCUAAAAGUUACCCGAAAGGUAUCUAUAUGUUUUAUGUUGAAAAAUUAUAUUCAUAUACCGAUUACAUCAACGGCCACUUGCUAAAACUUUGGCCAACUAGUCACUAGUGCCUAACAAACAGGUCAUUUGCUCUUACAGAAACAUUAUUACGUUAUUAUAAAUUGGUGUACAAUAUUCUUAGAUAUGUAACAAGUAAUUAUUUUAUAAAUAAAUGGUAUCCUAUUUAUUUAUUUAUAGAUAUUUUAUAUCUAUAAAUAGUCCUUAUUAAU
Adelges cooleyi (spruce gall adelgid) is the source of this 1015-nucleotide messenger RNA. RefSeq lists its product as uncharacterized. Bases 77 to 853 code for a protein of 258 amino acids. Lineage: Eukaryota; Metazoa; Arthropoda; Insecta; Hemiptera; Adelgidae. The transcript is spliced from 2 exons. The record is from RefSeq and is a predicted model, not a curated record.